AUGGACAGGCGCGGAAGUGUGGAGGAGUCGCUGAGCGGACUCCCAUCGCCCAGUCCACGUGACCCCCUGCUCAGUCCUGACUCGCACAUGGAUGUACAGGGGUAUAAGUGGGUGCGCUGGCGGGUGUGGUCGUGUCGCCUGGCCGCCUUGCUGACCUUGGGUCUCCUCCUGAUUGUGUUUCGCUGGCGCCCGAGGCUCGCCGUCCUCGCCCGCUGCCGCUCCUGUCCUCUGGCUCUGGCUGAUAUUCUGCUUCUGAGGGACACGUUUGGCCAGCAGCAUGUUGUGGAGGUGCUUACACAAGAGGUGGAGGAGGGAAGUCUGGAGAUGUUGGGACAGCUGGAAGAGGCUGAGUGGAGAGAUACGGUUCAGCUUUACCGGGAGGAGAAAACACUGGUGCGCUACUACCUGUUUGAAGGGCUGCGCUACAUCUGGCUGGACAGGAGGGGCGCUUUCUGUCGUGUUAGUGUCCUCAGUGAGGACUGGACCUGUAAAGACCUGCACAGCUUCCAGAAGGGGUUGAGUCCCCUGGAACAGAGCUUGAGGAGAAAUAUUUUUGGGGUUAACCUUAUUGAUGUACCUGUGAAGUCUUACACGAGGCUGCUAUUUGAGGAGGUCCUCAACCCAUUCUAUGUAUUCCAGGUGUUCAGCAUCACCCUGUGGGUGAUUGACUCGUAUUAUUUUUACGCCUUAUGUAUAUUUAUUAUAUCCAUUAUUUCCAUCACUAUCUCACUUUAUGAAACCCGAAAGCAAAGCGUCACAUUUCGCAACAUGGCCCGGUUGGUUACAAACGUCACGAUACGCAGAGCCUCAGGAGUGGAGGAGUGCGUUAGCUCCGAGGAGCUGGUCCCGGGUGACUGUCUGAUCGUCCCUCAGGAGGGUCUGCUGCUGCCCUGUGACGCUGCCCUGCUGGCCGGGGAGUGUCUCAUCAAUGAGAGCAUGCUGACGGGUGAAAGUGUCCCGGUGCUGAAAACCCCCCUGCCAGCUGGUGGCAGGACCUACAGCUCCGACACCGAGCGCAGACACACUCUUUUCUGCGGUACUCAGCUCAUUCAGGCCAAAGGCGGAAGGCCAGGUGGCAGCGGGGCUGUUGCAGUGGUCACCAGCACCGGCUUUUUCACAGCCAAAGGGAACCUGGUUAGCUCCAUUUUGUACCCCCAGCCUAUCAACUUCAGAUUUUACCGAGAUGCUGUCAAGUUCUUGCUCAUUCUAGGUUGUGUUGCUAUCAUUGGCACCAUUUACAUUUUUGUGGUCCUCAUGAGAACCAAUGUGACCUGGCUGGAGUUGAUCAUUAGAAGCCUGGACAUUGUAACGAUAGCCGUGCCACCCGCCCUGCCGGCCGCCAUCACCACAGGAGCAAUCUACGCCCAGAGAAGGCUGAAGAGUCGGGGUAUCUUCUGCAUCAGCCCGCCGCGCAUCAACGUCUGUGGGAAGGUUUCUCUGUUCUGCUUCGACAAGACGGGGACGCUGACCGAGGAGGGUCUGGAUGUGUGGGGAGUGAUGGAGGGGGGGCCGGCUGGGUUCUCAGAGCUGGUUCCAGAGCCCGCCCUCCUGCCCCCGGGUCCUCUGCAGACCGGCCUGGCCUGCUGUCACACCGUCACGCUGCUGCACGGCCAGCCCCUCGGAGACCCGCUGGAGCUCAAGAUGGUCGAAUCUACUGGCUGGAGUCUACAGGAGCCAGAGGGAGAUGGAAAUGCCUUGGAUGCAGAAUUUGGAGGGCACAAAGUUUUAGCUGUUAUGAGACCUCCAACUCACCAGCCUCAAUCUCAGGGAACUCACAGCGAAGCAGCGGCCAUUGUUCAGAGGUUUCCGUUCUCCUCGGCCCUGCAGAGGAUGAGCGUGGUCACGGUGGCCCGCGGGGGGCGCUCUGCCCUGGCUUUCAUCAAAGGCUCCCCAGAGAUGGUGGCCAGCCUUUGUCGAGCUGAAACAGUCCCAGCACAGUUCUCCGGCCAGCUGCAUAAAUUCUCCAGUGAAGGCCUCCGGGUUCUUGCCCUGGCCUGUAAACCAGUCGAUUUAAAGUCUGAUUUAAGGACCAUGGAACGCGGCGAGGUGGAGACGGACAUGCAGUUCCUGGGUCUGCUGAUGCUGAAGAACCUGGUGAAGCCUGAGAGCGCGGGCGUCAUCAGCGUCCUGAGAAUGGCGCACAUUCGCUGCGUGAUGGUCACCGGGGACAACAUUCUGACCGCAGUAAAUGUAGCAAAAAGCUGCGGAAUGGUGGGAUCUGAUGAAAGGGUGAUUUUCGUCACGGCGACGCCCCGCUCUGCCCUGUCUAUGCCCACCCUGAGGUUCAGCAUGGAGGACGGGGGGGCCGGUGCUGCCCAAAGCUCCACAGAUGACGCCACGCGGGGUCUGUAUCAGGGGGGUUUUGGGCAUCAUUUGGCUAUUAGUGGGAAGUCCUUUGCUGCCCUCUGUGAGCACUUCCCCGAGUAUCUUCCAAAGGUUUUGAUGCAAGCCACUGUGUUCGCACGCAUGGCCCCAGACCAGAAAACCCAGCUGGUGAAAGAGCUGCAGAAACUUAAUUAUCGAGUGGGCAUGUGUGGGGACGGAGCCAACGACUGCGGGGCCCUGAGAGCGGCCGAUGCCGGGGUGUCCCUGUCCGAGGCCGAGGCUUCCGUCGCCUCGCCGUUCACCUCCAGGACGGACAACAUCAGCUGCGUGCCCUUACUCAUCAGAGAGGGCCGGUGCUCUCUGGUCACCUCCUUCAGUCUCUUCCGGUACAUGGCGCUGUACAGCCUCGUUCAGUUCUGCUCCGUCCUCAUCCUGAACACGGUGAGGACGAGCAUAGCCGACUUACAGUUCCUGCUUUGUGACCUCGUUUUGGUGACGCUGCUGGCCAUCGUGAUGGGCAGAGGAGGCCCCAGUGAUGAGCUUCACCCCUGCAGACCUCCAGCCAGUCUGCUGGCGCUGCCCGUCUUUGGCAGCCUCUUUAUCCACACGUUUAUGGUCGUUCUUGGUCAGCUGGCUGCGUUCUUCAUCACGACUAGCCAGGAAUGGUAUAAGCCACUCAAUUCCACAGUAUUCGGAGCAGCCAACCUGCCCAACAUGGAGAACACCUGUGUGUUUGACUUGUCGGGUUUCCAGUACAUUAUCAUGGCAGUGGUGGUCACCAAAAGCUAUCCUCACAAGAAACCUCUCUACCACAACGUGGUCUUCCUUUGUGUGCUGUUCAUCCACUUUGGCAUAAUGAUCUGGCUGGCGCUGUAUCCAGGCCCUUUCUUUAGCCGAUUCCUCCAGAUCUACAACAUCCCUGAUAUGAACUUUAAAAUGCUGCUCGUGGCUCUGGCUGCUCUCAACCUCCUGGUGUGUUUCGUUGUGGAGAUGCUCAUAGAUUUUGGCAUUUUGAACUGCUUACGGUGGCUUCGUGGGAGGCGACCGUCCAAGAAACAGUACAAACGUCUGAAGGUCCUUCUGUCUGACUCCACGUCGUGGCCCCCCCUCAAUCAAACCCUGUUCCCCACAGACCACACAGCCAUAUCCUUCAGCUAG
This is a messenger RNA of Menidia menidia (Atlantic silverside), 3483 nucleotides long. The record is from the annotation of a GenBank genome assembly. NCBI's taxonomy places the organism in Eukaryota, Metazoa, Chordata, Actinopteri, Atheriniformes, Atherinopsidae.